AUGACGACUUUCUCUACUACUACUACUACGGCGUGCCGUGUUGGAUCCUCGGAAGGGUCCCAAGGCGAGGGCGAGCAGAAGCGGGGAGUGUAUCAGCAAGGACUGGGGACAAUACCGGUUCACAUGAUGAGGAAUAGGCUACCGCCUGGUUGGGACAUUAGGGAAUCAACAUCGAGACCGGGCAAGUUCUAUUACUUCAACGUACACACGCAGCAAGGGCAGUGGGAGUUCCCCUCGACUGAAGUGAUGCCACCGACGAGAAGAAAGAGCUCAUAUGUCUACCGCAUGCCGGAACUGGAGACAGCGCAUGUACUGCAUAUUCUUAAGAAGCAUAGGGGGUCUCGGAAACCUCGGUCGUGGAGAAUCGAUGGGGAAAUAACACUACCAGUUGAGGAAGCUAUAAAGGAAUUAGCAUUGAUAAGGGAAGAAGUGGUAAGGCAAGAACCGAACGGGCUGGCGGCUAUGACUAAGUGCUUCAAGGACAACGCUAGAAUUGAAAGUGAUUGCGGCACAGCUAAGCGAGGAGGCGACCUUGGCGAGAUCGCUCGUGGAAGAAUGCAGCCAUCUUUUGAAAAAGUGGCGUUUGCGUUGCCCCCAGGGACAUUGAGUCCGAUUAUACACACGGAAUCUGGGGUGCACUUGAUACUUCGCUUAAAGUGAUGAUGGGAAGUCAUCUGUAUUGCAUGAAAAGGAAGGGAGUGUGGGAGAAGCGAUUGUGGAUAUUAUUAUUCCGUAUAGAAGAUCUACUAUGUAGAAUAUGACGAAUCUGAUACGUAUUUCGAGAGGAGAUGGUGUCUAAUUAUUCGACCUAGUUAUAUUCCCUCCUCCUGAGCUGGUGUACCAUUCCACAGUCGAAUCUGCUUUCACGGCACUAGUAUUGGACAACACUGUUACUAUCAGUAUUACCCUAUGUCUAGCCAACUGUCCUCCUUGUGCGGAAGCAGAGUGUUGUUGAGGACGGGCAACACACAUACUUUUUCCCCUAUAUUCUACUAUCACUAUUAUUAUUAUCAUCGAUGUAUCACAAGCACCAGGCUCACUUGUAGUAGAUUCUCUAGAUCCUGCUAUUGGCAUUCGAUUGGCAUCUAAAAUAUGAUACUUAUCGAGGUCGAUUAUUGCUAUUAUAUCUCAUUUUGGUGGAAACCGACGCAGUACAGAGAUGAUUGCUAUUGCGAGUAUCUACGUCACGAUGCGAGUAUGAAUAAUUAUUACUAGUACCGCUUUGCAUGACCUGAGGCUUGCUACCGGUGCUCUGGUGGAAACUUGGAUGAGCUGCUUCGU
Perkinsus marinus ATCC 50983 is the source of this 1281-nucleotide messenger RNA. RefSeq names its product peptidylprolyl isomerase, putative. Lineage: Eukaryota; Perkinsozoa; Perkinsida; Perkinsidae. Bases 1 to 660 code for a protein of 219 amino acids. Gene Ontology annotation, molecular function: peptidyl-prolyl cis-trans isomerase activity; protein binding. The record is from RefSeq and is a predicted model, not a curated record. Gene Ontology annotation, cellular component: cytosol; nucleus. The transcript has 8 exons.